Messenger RNA from Anolis sagrei ordinatus, 1889 nucleotides. RefSeq names its product MFSD2 lysolipid transporter B, sphingolipid (gene MFSD2B). Gene Ontology annotation, biological process: carbohydrate transport. NCBI's taxonomy places the organism in Eukaryota, Metazoa, Chordata, Lepidosauria, Squamata, Anolidae. Gene Ontology annotation, molecular function: symporter activity; sphingolipid intramembrane carrier activity. The record is from RefSeq and is a predicted model, not a curated record. Gene Ontology annotation, cellular component: plasma membrane.
GGAGGAUGGUGGCAGCAGCAACAGGAGGAAGGCAGCGCCCCAGCCCCCAGGAACAGCCCCAGCCCCCAAGUGGGGGGUCUCCGGGAGAGAUCAGAUGCGAAGACACCCUCUCGAUCUGCAGCAAAUUGUGCUAUGGCAUUGGAGGAGCCCCAAACCAAGUUGCUAGCAGCGCUGCUUCAUUCUUCCUUCAGAUCUAUCUCUUAGAUAUAGCUCUGAUCACUCCACUGCAUGCUUCCUUGGUGCUCUUCAUUGGCAGAGCAUGCGGAGCAGCCGCAGAUCCUAUUGCAGGUUAUUUUAUUAAUAAAAGCAAAUGGACUCAAAUUGGCCGACUCAUGCCUUGGUUACUGGGUUGCACACCCUUUCUCGUUGUGUCCUAUUUCUUACUAUGGUACUUACCUCCCUUCAUAUCUGCAAGAGUUGUAUGGUAUCUGGUUUUCUACUGCCUUUAUCAAGCACUGUCUACAUUGUUCCAGGUAUCAUAUUCCUCCCUCACAAUGUUUCUCACCACGGAGCAGAAGGAUAGAGACUCUGCAACAGCUUAUAGGAUGACAUUUGAAGUUCUAGGCACCUUGGUUGGAGCUGCACUCCAGGGGCAAAUAGUUGCCAGCGCUCAUGCUCCUGAUCACUGCCAAUACAACCAUUCCAUAGAAAGUUCGUACUCCACCAGUCUACAAGAAAACAUUUCCAUCAUCCACGACCUGCCUCAUGGAAGAAAACUCUACAUGAUCGCAGCAGGAACAAUAGGAGGGAUAUACCUUGUUGGCAUCACUGCCCUUUUCUUUGGAGUGAAGGAAAAAAUUGACCCAUAUGCCUUGAAAACAGACCGAAGAAUUUCUUUCUUCGGUGGACAUAAGCUGGCAAUGAAGUAUGGGCCGUAUGUGAAGUUCACUGCAUCAUUUCUCCUGAUCUCAACUGCUGUCCAGCUUGAACAAAGCAACUUUGUCCUCUUUUGUACCCAUGCAGCUGAUCUUCAUAGCCACUUUCAGAACUUAGUAGUGACAAUUUUGGUAUCAGCAACACUGAGCAUUCCUUUCUGGCAAUGGUUUCUCAGGCACUUUGGCAAAAAGAGUGCAGCCUGUGGGAUAUCGUGGAUGAUCCCUUUUACGAUAAUGCUGGUGACGAUCCCAAAUGUGUUCCUUGCCUACAUGGUGGCUUUUGUAUCUGGGCUGAGCACUGCAGCAUCAAUGCUGUUGCCAUGGUCCAUGUUGCCUGAUAUAGUUGACCGCUUUCGAGUGCAAAAUCCUCAUUCCGUCGGACAUGAGACCAUUUUCUAUUCUUCAUAUGUUUUUUUCACCAAGAUAUCAUCUGGGAUUGGAUUGGGGAUUUCCUUCUCGACUCUAGAUCUUGCAGGUUACAAAUCAAGGGCAUGCAAGCAGUCCAGCAGUGUUGUUAUCGUGCUAAAAGUCUUGAUCGGUGCCAUUCCAGCCAUCCUCAUUCUAUUAGGCUUAUUUAUACUAUAUUUCUAUCCAAUUAAUGAGAAGAGUCGAAAAGAAACGAAGUAUGCCCUUGAAAAUCUAAGGAGGAAUUAUCCAAGCAUUGAAAUGCUCCCAGAAAAUGAAGAAAACACAUCAAUGUGAAAGCCUGAACAGAAAAAGCUGCUAGCAACCAAAAUCUGAUCGGUGAAUGAAAGCAUAUUUGUUUUACCUCAAUUUAGCUUUGUCUCAAACCACAUUUAUCUAAUGCCUGCCAUAGAUGUGGGAGAAAUGUCAGGAGAGAUGCUUCUGGAACAUGGCCAAACAGCCCAGGAAACUCACAGCAACCCACUGUUUCAAAGUGCUUGAAUAAAGGACUUCACUGCAGUAUACCGCAUCCUCCUAACAAAAAAUCUGCAGUGAAAAAUACCACUCCCAAGACAAAAUAAAGUGCACAGCCCAACUUUACCAAAUAUU